This is a messenger RNA of Entamoeba dispar SAW760, 2604 nucleotides long. RefSeq lists its product as uncharacterized. NCBI's taxonomy places the organism in Eukaryota, Evosea, Mastigamoebida, Endamoebidae. The coding region runs from base 1 to 2604 and encodes 867 amino acids. The transcript has a single exon. The record is from RefSeq and is a predicted model, not a curated record.
AUGGCAUCAAUUGAAAGUCAGUUAUAUGAAGUUAUUAGAAAAGCAAUACCAAAAUUACCAAAAGAAGAACCUCCUUACAAUGAAUUGGUUCAGUUGUUAUAUAAUAAUGAUAAUGGAGAAAUGCUACCACAAACAGUUAUUUUAUGUGAGUUGUUAAUGAUUUUAUCAGGGGCACGAUACGUUGGAACAGAUAGACCAAAUCAAAUUCUUACAAUUUCACCACAUGCACUUCAUAUCACUUCAUUACCAGCAACGUCACAUUUUAAAGAAACAGUUCCAUUAAUUAUAGCUGAGUAUCAUAGAAUAUUAUCUGCUUCUUCUUCCUUAGAACAAAUUAUUCCUACCCUAGAUAAAAUAACUCUAAAAUCGUUGUUAUUGGAGUCAUUACUUAAUACAAUUAUAUUUAUUACUUGUGACUAUUGUUUACCUGAACUUCUUUCUCUUGUUGCAGAAUGUGUAACUAAUGAUUCAAUGAAUUCUUUAAUUGAAAAUUCAACUAAUUGUGAGCCAUUACAAACCCUCUUUUCUGCCUUAUCUUAUCAACCACAAGUCAUACCUUCAGUUAGAUAUACUGCAGCAAGAAAGUUCUUAUUUCCAAAUUCAUACAAUUUCAUUUCAUUUAUGAUGUUCAAAGAAAACCCUUGUACUGUCCAACUUGAAUUAAACCGUUUAAUAGAAAGUAGUGAUAUCAAUGGUGUUAUUGCAUUACUUCGGUUUUGUGGUAAAUACGCUAAAUUAUCUCACAAACCUUUAAUCGAUGAUUCACAGUGUUUAUUAUUAUUCAGAAAAGGUCUUUCACAAGGAAUUCUUGAUCUUUGUAUUGCAAGUAUUAAUGCACUCUCAGGACUAAAAUUUGGAUAUUCUAGUCUUGUUUCUCUUGGUCUUUCUUGUUCACAAAAUAAGGCAACCCAAAUGCUCUUACCCUUUUACCGAUUUAAAUCACAGUACCUUCUUUUAUUGAAAGUUUAUAUUGAUUCUGUACAAUCAUUUGAUAAAAACCCUUUACUCCCUAUUAUCUCAGUCAUGCAACAAGACUUUUUAUUACUUUUUAAACAAGAAAUUUGUUGUGCAGAAGACCUUGACAUUUUGUUUAGUGCUGUAGAAUAUUUUAAAUUUAGCCCUAUUGAAUUAACAACACCAAUUGCAACGUUUGUCUUUUCACAUCCCAACUACUAUUAUAAUAAUCCCAAGUCUUUGAUUAGAAUACUUAAAUAUAUUACUUUUGAUCAAAAAUGUCCUCCAUUUCUCAUUGGCCCUCUUAAGAAAAAUAUUCUUCCUAUUGAAUCAGUAGAAAUGAUCAAGCCAAUUAGUUAUUUAGUUGAAUCUAAUCCAGUUUAUGAUGGUUCUGGUCUAUUAACUCAACAACAAAUUGAAGAAUUAAUUAGUAAAUUUGGAGAUCACAAAGAAAUAAGAGACUUUGUAGUUGUUUUAAUAAAAUGUAAGUUACAAGUCAACUUAAACUGCUUUAUUCCAAUGUUAAAGUCAAUUCUUCAAGAACGAAUUGAAGAGCGUGAAGAAAGUAUUAUUGAAUAUUAUUUUCAAAAUGGUGGAAUAUUACCUGUUGUAGAUCAUUGCUAUGACCAGAAAAAAAUUACGUCUUUAGUUAAGAAAUAUGGGGUCCGUGGAGAUAGCCAAGUUCUUAUGAAUCAAGCUCUUCAAGCAGUAAAUGAGAAAAUGGGAGAAAUAGUUGUUUUGUUAAUACAUCAAUGGAUUGAAAACGGUGGAACUGGAAAUGUAGACCUUUUUGUUUCAAAGGCUCUUGAAAUGAUUGACUAUUCCCCAAGAGAAUUGGCUGCAUCUAUUCUUGAAUUAAUAAUAUCUUCACAAAUGAAUAAGAGUAUUACUAUUACAUAUUCAUCUUUAUUUACUCCAGAAGUUUAUAAUAAACUAGAAAAAUUUUCUAACAUUGAAACUGUAGUAGCAAUGAUAAAUGUAGUUCAAAAAAUUACUCAAGGUACUUUUAGAAUGAGAUUUAAAGUGAAGGAAGACUAUACCUCUCAUGAAUUAAGUGAUGAAGAAUUAUUAGUGGUUUUAAAAAGUCAAAAAGAAAUGAGAUGGUACUUAUGGAGUAGAAAAGAAAGAGUUAUGAAUUAUCUUGAAAUAAAUGAAAAAACGAAAGACAGUGACAUCGAGAUUGCAUAUUAUAUAAUGAAAGUAAUAAAUGACACUAUCAAACGAAACUAUGAAAUGUGGAAAGAAAAUUAUCAAGAAAUUAUCAGAAAAAUAAUCUCAAAUUGCCUUGUAAUUAAUAAACUUAAUCAUCAAGUCACUUCUCAAAAUGAUAUUAUUAAAACAAUUGGCUUUGUUGAUGUUGUUUUUGAAGGAUUUAAAAUGAUUUUAAGUCUUCAACAAAUAACAAAUGAAAGUGUUAUCAGUUCAACUCAAGCUGAAUUCAUUAUUAAAACUAUUGAAAAAAGUUGGAGUAAAGAAGUAAAGAAAUAUAUUAUUACAAUGAAACUUAUUGGACUUAAAAUAGUUCAAAAUACUUCUGGAGAAACUGAGAAAGUUAAAGAGAUUGGAAAAAAAAUUCAAGAAGAAUUUGAUAUAAAUGAGUUACAAGAGAGUGGAUUAAGUGCAUCAUUAAUUAAAUCAAUAAUUGAAUGA